Cladocopium goreaui is the source of this 660-nucleotide messenger RNA. The record is from the annotation of a GenBank genome assembly. NCBI's taxonomy places the organism in Eukaryota, Dinophyceae, Suessiales, Symbiodiniaceae.
AUGGCGUUCCUGUGCCAGCCUGGAGCUGCCGCUGGAUCUUCCCAAGUGUUUAACUUCACCUUCAUCAACGACUGCAAGAAUGACAUCAUUCUGCAAGAUUGGGAUGUGAUCAUCCCUGCGAGCGGGUUCAAAGAGGUGCUUCACCUACGCCGCACUGGACUUCAAAGGAUAUCGUGGCGUUACCUGAGCGGUCCAUGGGACACCGAAUUCAUCGAGUUAAACGGAGACUGGGCGGGGGUAGGAACCCCAAUGUAUGGCCAUCCGAACUAUGCCUCCUGGGCGGGCUUUUCCAUGUCUAGCAGGUAUGAAGCCUUGGACCCCUCUGGCAGAUAUGCGUGUUCUGACGCAGCUGCAGAGCUUCGAUUUUCCGUAGCAACCUGCCCCUCUCAGAAAACCUUGCGUUACGCUUGUGACUUCUUCCCAACCCAAUUGAGCAUUCGCAACUGCUCCAGCAAGUUUGCGCUUUACAUGCAGGAGCAUUCUUGGGCCAUCAAUCCCAAUGGUACCCGCGCACGUGAAUAUGCGUCGACCCAGAACAUCAUCAACUAUUGGUGUGCUCCAGAAUCUUCAGACUGGAAGGGCUGGGGUGUAGGAUCAUUGAUCGAUUGCACCAACAGAGAUGUGCCAAUCCAUUUUCAGGUGACCACUUGCAUCAGUUGA